Nerophis lumbriciformis (worm pipefish) is the source of this 2458-nucleotide messenger RNA. RefSeq lists its product as uncharacterized. Lineage: Eukaryota; Metazoa; Chordata; Actinopteri; Syngnathiformes; Syngnathidae. Gene Ontology annotation, biological process: regulation of transcription by RNA polymerase II. Gene Ontology annotation, cellular component: nucleus. The record is from RefSeq and is a predicted model, not a curated record. Gene Ontology annotation, molecular function: DNA-binding transcription factor activity, RNA polymerase II-specific.
UAGACGCACCAUUGGCUGCUGUGAUGCGAGAAAUUGGGCCGCCAUCUUGAAGUGGUGAUGAGGAGUCGGCGAGCAGCAUUAACUGACAGUUGACAGGUAGAAAACAAAGAUGCUAAACUGACAGUUGACAGGUAAAAAACAACAGAAUAAACUCUCUGCUGCUGCAGCAACAGAGAUACAGUAUAUAAGAUAUAUAGAUAUCUAAUGCAUUCAUACAUGGUUUAUGUAGGAUAUACGCAUGUAUAUAUGACCUAAUCAUAUUGUUUCUUCAAUUUAAAAAUAGAUGACCCAUUUUUUCACCCCUUCUCUGGGAUUAUAUUCCCAGUUUUGAUCUGGGACGUCUGGUCACUUAUAGCAUAUAAGAAUAUUCUAUUACUGUUAAGCAAACUAUGAAUAAUAAAACAUGUGUCCUUUAUCAUAGCUACACGUAUGAGGAAAAAGCGCGUGAAAAUCAGUGGUAUUCAGUGAGGUAAGAUGAAUUAAAUGCGCUGACAGUUCAUUGCUCCUGCCAAAUGAAUUGCACUGAGUGGAGCGGAUCACCACUCCAAGAUGGCGGCCCCGCGUCUCGUCAGCGCCAGUAGGCAGUAGCGCUCCAUGCUGCGUACCCUGAGAACAAUUUACUGCCUCAAGAUGGCGACAGGGUGACGUCAUGGAUGUUUCAGCUGCCGUAAAGCCCAUUACUGCCGUAAAGCCUCCCAUUCAGGAAGAAUAAGGCGGAAGUGAGCGUUUUAGCGAGUUGGAAGCAUUCAAAAUGUUGAAAGAUCUGAUCAAGGAGCGACUAAUGGCGGCAGCCGACGAGAUAUUUGCGCUGUUCGAAAGAACCAUAGAGUCGUACGAGGAGGAACUUUCUCGAAGAAGAGAGGAGAAGGGUCGACGACAACUGCACGAGGCCGCUUGCAUAAAUCACAUUGACGACGUCCUGCAGCUGUUUGGGCGACAAGAAGAACGUCCUCCUCAGCCACACAGGGGGAGCUCCACUUUGAUGCGGGAGGAUCCACAGCCCCCGCACAUUAAAGAGGAGGAGGAGGAGGAGGUUUGGACCACGCAGGAAAGAGAGUGUCUUCUCGGGCUGAAGGAGGCCGAGUUGCCACUGACCGGUUUCUCUGGGAAGACUGAAUAUGAAGAAGACGAACCACAAGCAGACCAGCCCUUAGCGCCACUGUCAGAUAGUGACGACACAACAUCACACGAAGACGGGGACGACAACCAAGAACCUUUGAGCGGUGACAUGAGGACCCACACGGACAACAAAUACUGUGAAUGCUCUAAUAAGAAAACUGGUAAAAAAUGUGUCCACUGCUCAGAGAGCAGUUUUAGUCAACAAGAAACAUGCGCAGAAGCGAAACCAUUCAGUUGCUCAGUUUGUCGUAAAAUAUUUACCAAAAAUAGCCAUUUGAACGAGCACGCGAAAACACACGCAGGGGAAAAACCUUUCAAUUGUUCCGUUUGCGCCAAAAGAUUUACCAAUAAGAGCCACCUGAAUGAGCACGUGAGGACGCACACGGGAGAAAGACCUUUUCGUUGCUCGCUUUGCGUCAAAAGCUUUGCCAAAAAGAGCAAUUUGAACGACCACAUGAAAACGCACACGGGCGAAAGAUCUUUCGGUUGUUCCGUCUGUGGCAAAGCUUUCUCGCAAAAAGUAAUCCUGGUAAGCCACAUGGCCACACACGCGGGCGAUAAACCUUACAGCUGCUCGGUGUGUGUUAAAGGAUUUGCCAAAAAGAGCUAUUUGAAUGUGCACAUGAAAACGCACACGGGGGAAAGACCGUUCUGUUGUGCAGUUUGUGGCAAAACAUUCUCCCGGAAGGUAUUCAUGGCCAACCACAUGAGAACGCACACGGGGGAAAAACCUUUCAGUUGCUCCGUUUGCGUCAAGAGCUUUGCUAAAAAGAGCAACAUGAUCGAGCAUAUGAGGACGCACACGGGGGAGAAACCUUUUAGUUGCGCAGUCUGCGGUAGAAGCUUCUCUUACAAGAACAAUAGGAACGUACACAUGCUGACACACAAAAGCAAAAACCUCUAGGUCAGGGGUCGGCAACCUUUACCACUCAAAGAGCCAUUUUGGCCAGUUUCACAAAAUAAAGAAAACAAUGGGAGCCACAAAACUCUUUUGAAAUUUAAAAUGAAAUAACACUGCAUACAAAGUUUUUUUUUUGCUUUGUGCUAUGUAUAAAUCAGGGGUCUCAGACACGCAGCCCGCACCUUAAUAUGAAAAUGUUAUGUUAAUACGGCCCGCGAGUUUUAUAUGAAUGGCGCUUGACAGCCCUCCCGAUUUUUCCGGGAGACUCACGAAUUUCAGGGCAACUAUUCUAUCGAACGUCCGCUGAUUUUCACCCAAAUAACAAUAAUAAGGGCAUACCGUGAUGGCACAGCAAUUAGUGCCCUCUACAACCUGUACAAACAGCGUGCCAGCCCAGUCACACGUUGUAUGCAGCUUUUGCAAACCCCGCCCACCUCA